Aspergillus novofumigatus IBT 16806 is the source of this 1239-nucleotide messenger RNA. RefSeq lists its product as uncharacterized. The coding region runs from base 1 to 1239 and encodes 412 amino acids. The transcript has 3 exons. Gene Ontology annotation, molecular function: oxidoreductase activity. The record is from RefSeq and is a predicted model, not a curated record. NCBI's taxonomy places the organism in Eukaryota, Fungi, Ascomycota, Eurotiomycetes, Eurotiales, Aspergillaceae.
AUGGAUAAACUACAGCUCACACUUCAAGCGAUCCAGCAUCAAACCAUCCAUAUCCUCAAAGAAUACGCCCAACACCCCUGGCUCUACACCGCAGCAUGCCUCACAGCCUACCUGGUCCUCACCCUAUCCCUCCGCUUCCAACGCCUCCGCAGCAUCAAAGCGACAUACCGCAAGUACUCAACCCGGGAAUCGCUCGCCAGCAUGACCAACCACGACGCCUGGGCUAUCCAGAAACGCAUCCUCCAGCUCGAGUUCCCAUUCACAGCGUUGAAAGCCCUCCAGUUUGCUCUCUUCCGCACAUACGGCAUCCCCACCAUCUCCACCCUCCUCCUACAGACCUCGCAAUUCUCCAACCCAUCCACCAGCUUCAAACGCUACGCCGACACCGGCGUCCUAAUCGGCGAGUUCAUGGGCUUCGAACCCACCUCCGAAAGGGCAAUCACCGCCCUCGCGCGCACUAAGCUCCUGCAUACAGGCUACCGCGCCAGCGGAAAGAUCCUAGAGUCAGACAUGCUGUACACGCUUAGCCUGUUUGCGCUGGAACCGGUGCGGUUCGUGGAACGGUACGAGUGGCGGGGGUUGAGCGAGCUGGAGAAGUGCGCGGUGGGCACGUACUGGAAGAGUGUGGGGGAUGCGUUGGGGAUAAGCUACUCGGUGUUACCUGGUGAGCAGUCGGGGGAGGGGUUCCGGGAUGGAUUGCAGUGGUUGGAGGAGAUGGGGAGGUGGAGUGAGCGGUAUGAGGGGCAGAUGAUGAAGGCUGCGGAGGCGAACCGGGCGGUGGCGGAUAAGACGAUGGAUGUGUUGGUUUAUGGAAUGCCCGGGUGGGUGAGGGGGUUGGGGUAUGAUGCGCCGCCGCGGGUGGUUAAGGUUAUGUUCGAUGCUGCAGUGGUGAUCCGUUGGUUCUGUCUGCGGUAUCUUGCGCUCCCGCGGCCGUACUUUAUGCGCCGUGAUGUGUUUACGGAGAAGCCGAAUGAAUACGGUCGACACCAUGUGCAGGUGUGGGAUGGGAUGCCGUACUAUGUGCGGCCGACUCUGUGGAACCGAUGGGGUCUGUCGGCGUGGGUGCAGCGGCUGGCGGGAUUGCCAUUGCCUGGUGACGAGGGAGACAAGUACUAUCCCCGGGGAUACCACACGCCGGAUGUUGGGCCCAAGUAUUUCGAGGGCAAGGGACGGAAGAGCCUGGAGGAGAUCAAGGAGAAGUUGAGGGUGCAGAGGACAGGCGAGUCGCCCUUUCAUUAA